CCCUACUUAAGCGCUUUCAGUAUCGAAAGCGCCGUUAACGUAGACAAACGAAUUUGCGCAAUAAAAAUGGAAAAAAUAGGAUUUGUUUACUUUUGACUUUCAACUUAUUAAUGGGUAGAAACUAUUUAAACAGUAGCAAAUUAAUCGAUAGCAUAAGAUCAGCUUAAUGCAUUGGUGCAUGACUGUGGGAAUACCACGGCCUUAUAAACAUUAAUGUAAACACGGAUAUAUGCGAAACGGGACAGAUAUAAAUGUAGUACAGGAUUGAAAAGUUUGGAAUCACAGAAAGAGUCAGGAAACAGACUCUUCAGGGUGAACAAUAUCAAUGGAUCGGAAUCGAAAUCUAAAAAUUGUUAUCGUAGGAACAGGUGUUUCUGGUAAAACACAGCUGUUCAAUAGGUUCCUUAAAAGGGAGUUCGAUAACUGGCCUUCCGCCACUAUUGGCUCGGAUUUCGGCGUCUGUCGUUUUGUACAAGAUGAGGUAGAGUUUAAAGUAGUUAUUUGGGACAAUACUGGCCAAGAAAGAUUUUCCAAAAUUGGGAACCAGUCUGUAAGUGGAGCUGAUGGUAUUGUGUUUGUGUAUGACAUAACGCAAGAAAGUACUUUUGUUAAUACAAAGAAAAGGAUUACAGAGCUUGAAAAGGAAAGAGAAAGUUGUGAGACGAUUCUCGUGGGAAACAAAUGUGACUUACAAGAAGAAAGAGAAGUAAGCACAUUGAGAGGCAAUGAGCUUGCUUCUAAUCUUGGGGUUAACUUCUUCGAAGUCAGUGCCAAAACAAACGCUAAUGUACAGGAAGCAUUUAAUAUGUUACUCAGAGGUGCAAUAGCAAGGCGGUAUGGAAAAAAGGAUGCAGUUCCUGAAGAAAUUUCACAAGAUCCAUAUGCAUUACUUCUAUACGAAAAAGCUUUGUUAACAGGAAGAGAAAAAGAUAAGUCAAUUCGUGUUAACAUUGUUGGAAACUUCAGACAAGGUAAAACGACACUAAUGAGAAGGUUGUUGGAACAAAAGAUCACCGGGAUUAAGAGUACAGAUGGAAUAGUUGUAGAACAUUACAAAUGCAAGAGAACCCAAAAUGGAAAAUUUCUCUACAAGAAAGCAGACAACAUUGAUAAAUCAAGCGUGGUACAGCGCUUAGUUUGUGUUGCUAGACGUAGUGAGGUAAAAGCUGAAGAACAGCCAAAACGGUCUUUGUCAGAAAGACCAUUGGCAGAAUCAGAUUCUGUGCAAGACGAAACAAAAGUCGUUCACAAAGACCCAUCGAUUCGUGAAGAAACAGAAGAUUUGCCAAAACAUUUAAAUGAAAAGACAAAGAGUGAAAAUAAAAAAGAAAUAAAUGAAGAGGUUUUGAGCAAAAGAUCGGUUUUAUCUCCUGAACAAAAAAUGGUGUUUAUGAAAGAUCUUAAGCAAUUUCGGCUAAAUCCUGAUACGGAGGAGACUGUGUUUGAUAUUUGGGACUUUGGUGGGCAGUAUAUUUUCUAUGCAACUCAUACAAUAUUUCACAGCAAGAGGGCAAUUUAUCUGUUGGUGUUUGACUUGACUUUAGAUCUGAACCAAUGUAUUUCUGAUGAACAGUAUCCAAAUGAGUCAGAAAAUAGAGACAUGAAGUACUUUAUACAGUUCUGGAUGAGUUCAAUCCACUCGUUUGUUGGGUCAGCAGAUGGGUCUUUGCCAAAGGUUAUUCUUGUUGGAACUCACAAAGAUAAGCUCAGGGGAAAGAAACACGAAAAAGAAAGAUAUAUCAAAAAGUACUUUGAAAACAUAAGACAAAUAUUUGAUGGAACGAAUUUGUCUAACCAUAUUCAUUCCGAUGACUUCGCAGUUGACAAUACUGAUUCUAAAGAUCCUUCACUAAAUUCACUUCGUGAAACGAUCAUUAGCAUUGGAGAUGAACUGUCACAAACAAAUGAAAUACCACUGAAGUGGAUUCAACUGGAAAAGUCACUGCUGGAAAGAAAACACCUCAAACUUAUUUCAGUUGGGUUCGUCUUGGCGAUCGAUUCAGAAAACGAGUUUCCUUUAGGUGAUAUGGAACAGAUCAAACUAUUCCUGCGUUAUCAUCAUGCCAAAGGUACACUUGUGUAUUUUGAUGAAGAACCAAUAUCAGAAUAUGUUGUGCUUGAUCCUCAAUAUCUCAUAGAUGCAUUCAAGUGCAUAAUCACAAGCGAAAGGUUUUGCACAAAUGAUCCUGAAAUCCGUCCACUUUGGAAGAUGUUACUGUCAGAGGGAAGACUUGAGAAACAGCUGAUUGACCGCCAGUGGGGAAAACUUGAAAACGAGUUCGACAUGUUUAUGGAAAACAAAGAAAUCCUUCUUUCAUUCCUUGUGAAACAUCACAUUAUAUCAGAAGCUAAGGUUUUCGAUGAAAACGCCGAACUAUCGACAGGACUAGGUUGGUUUGUGGUCCCAAGUCUGUUGAGUGAUCAUUCAUCGAAAACAGAAAAGAUAGAAUUUCUUAAUGGAAAGAAAUUGACAAAUCUUCGCUAUGUGUUAUUUUUCAAUUCCUCGCCAAUAGUACCUACAGUCUACCAUCGUUUAGUAUCAGCUGCAAUAGGAAAGUGGCCAGUAGCAAAAGCUGCUAAGAAAACAUUACUAUAUACAGAUAUGUGUAUAAUCAGACUGAACAUGGACCACGCUGGAAUAAUAGAAAUUAGACAUGACAGCAUUGAGAUGACAGUUGUUAGUCUAUGUCACACAAAAGAUGUUAACAGUGAACAAGCUGACAGUUUCCGACGAUUUUUGGACUCUGUUACAGAACAUGAAUUUCAGAAGCUACGGAGUACAGAGGAGACCAACAACAGCCCAUACGUAAUUAACUUCCGAUGCAAUCAUGACAGUCAUGGUGCAAAUGGAAGUGAAAACCUACUUUCCAUGGAUGAUAUGAGGAGAGGAAAGGUAGUUCCAUGUCCAGACCUGAUUACCCAUGAUAUCGACAUAGAAAUGGCAAAGGAAGAGUGGUUUCAAGACAACAAAAAGAUAACAGUUAUUCCAGACUAUCAGUUGACAGACAAAUUACUCAGCAGCUUAUCCCCAUGUAUUGGAAAAAAUUGGCAGUUGCUAGGACUCGAACUUGGGCUGACGCAAGUUCAGAUAGAUCAUAUUAUUGAAGACCAUCCACAUAGUACUGUCAUGAGGAUAUAUUUCAUGCUCCGAAACUGGUGGAACGAAGAUGAAAGUAAUGCAGCGCUAAAGGUACUAGUUGAAACACUGCAACGAUGUCCACAUGUGCAGGUUGAUUGGGACAAACUGAGAAACGUUUUAGAUGAACUACAUUGAAGGGUUCAAACGAGCUCUUUCAUUGGUACAACAUCAAUAAACUGAUCAAGUAGUACUGAAAAACGAUAGAAAUGAACUAAAUUAAGGUGUUCAAAUGAGCGCAUUCCUUGGAACAUCAUUUUAGAUAAACUAACCAGUUAGUGUUGAUUGGGACAAACUGAGUUAUGUUCUGUUCAUUUCAGCAAGUGUUGAUUGGAACAAACUGGGAAAGGUUUAGAUGAACUACAUUAAGAGUGUCAGAAGAGAUGAUUCAUGGAACAUCAUUAAACAUAAACUGAUCUGUUAGUCUUGAUUGGGAUUUAAAAGCUUAAAACGAGCUCAUUCCACGGACCAUCGUUAUAGAUAAACUGAUCAAUUAGUGAUGAUUGGGACAAACUAAUAAGUGUAUUAAGAUGUUCAAACCAGCUCAUUCCAUGGAACAUCAUUAUAGAUAAACUGAUCAGUUAGUGUUGAUUUGGGACAAACUGAGAAACGUUAUAGAUGAACUAUAUUAAGAGGUUCUAACGAGCUCAUUCAUUGGAACAUCAUUAUAGAUACACUGAUAAGUUAGUUUUGAUUGGGACAAACUGAGAAAUGCAUGAAGUUAUUCAAACGAGCGCCCAAUCACUUAAACAACAUAAAUACACUUGUCAAUUAGUGUUGGUUUGGAUAAAUUCAAUACAAGACAUCAUUCAUAAACUGGAGUUAUGUCUACAAGCGAGCAUACAUUAGGACAAACUUCGAAAUAAGAUUAGAUUAAAUUUCAAUGAUAAGAAAAUUCUACUUGAUUGCAUAACUUAGAUGCCUGCCUGUAUGACAACCAAAUUUUAUUUGAUUGAUUGAAAAGUUGAAGAUACCAGGGCUGUUUCAAAAAUGGCACCUUUGGGUUUUUCCUUGAAGGAAUAUAUAAAGUUUAUAUGUCUAUGAGAGAAAACUAAAUGUGAAAAAUGGAUUAUUAAAGAAAAUUUAUCGUAAUUCUGUUGACUUGGCUCAGUCCUACAAUGACAUUGGAGUGGACUUUAAGAACAUACGUUUUACUUAAGUAAUCUGGAAAAACAUUUUGCCUAGCCUCAGUGUCAUAUCAGAAUGGAUUAAUUAUUUUAUUACAAACAUAAUAUAAUACAUGUAUACUCAAACGCAAAAGAAAGUGUGCACUUUUUAAAUUUGAAUAUUCUCAGUUCUAAAAGAGGUUUCCGUCUACAAUUUGUAACAUACUUUGCUCGGAGCAGGUACUAUUGAUCUUCUUUCAAUGUUACAAUAAAAACUGGGUGGAGUCAAGAUAACUAGCGAUAGUGGACUUUUGCAUGAUUGACACGUGGUGCCCAUAGGAAAUGUACAUGUCUACAAAAAUGUGUUUUGUCAGUUUUCUUAUAUCUUUGGUGAAAGGGAAAACACAUUAGAUUUCAAAUCUGUGCUGUAAUAGAAUGCCACGACUUAGUGAAACUCAACUCAACUCAACGAAUUGAAGCAUUAACAACGCUUCUACGGGAUGACAACGUUAUUUACGUCAGCAGAACGUUUCGGUGCCAAAGUAAUGUAAUUCUUUUGCGCCAGCAAUUUCAGCAAACUGGUCGAGUUGCUGUAUGCCAUAGAUCCAGCAGACCUCGGGUGACAACCGCUACUCAAGAAUGGAAUAAAAUUCUACUGUUACGUUAGGCCUAAGCGUUGCCAUAUCAAUGCUUGAAUAAAUAGCAGAGAAAGUCACACACGAUAUUUAAACAAAAAAAUGUUUGAGGAACGGGCAGCUUAAAAAUUGUUGAAAAACGGCGUUAAACCCAAAACAAACAAACAAAUUAUCUGACAAGGUGAGAUUUACACCUUCCGUUUUGAUCCCUGUUUGCUUUGAAUAGCCAAAAAAAACAUAAAUGUCAAAAGUUUGAAAAUAAUCGAAAUACAUCAAAUUGGCCAUAAACUGCACUAAAUUUUGGUAGCAAACAUGACAUACUUUCAGACAUAAUAAUCUACUUCGGACAACAUAAUAUACUUCAGUUGACGAAAACCUGAGUGCACACUUUCUUUUGCGUUUGAGUAUACAAUUAAUUUUGUCAUUUUUGUGCCCGGUGACACUUACAUUUGCCUUUGUUCGUACGCCUGUCCCUUCUGAUGUCCGUCCAUCUGUAUAUGUGUUAUCUCACAAAGUAUUUGACGUAGAGUCAUUAAACAUUACAGGAUUAUAAUUCAGCGUAUGGAGUUGGGUACCUUGGGUUUUGUUUGGGAAGAGAACUAUCAUUCAUAUAAAGCGUGCAUUGUUUUCUCAUCAUAUGCUAGAUAAUGUGUCCAAAGAACAUUGUUGCCCCCUCUUCCUGUCACUUAACGAUGAAAAUGUUACUUUUUACUUUUUAAAAAUGCAAGAAUUAAUAAAACGCAAUAUAAAAGAAACUGAGAGUAAAACAAUAUUUUUGCGUGUUGUGGAAGGGUUAAAUUCAGAAUAAAAUCCAAAGUGCACAACUUCAUAUGCUGAACAACAUUCCUAUAUUUCCAUGACACCAGGUCAAAUACCUCUUGAGAUUCUUGCGACACAAACUUUUAUACCUUUUAUGCACGUUUUAGUUGCGUUCAAAUGGCGGCAUUCCUAAAACGUAAUAAAAUAACUUCCGCUCGAUACUUCUACUCACUUAAAAAUGUUUUGAUGACCUUGCACACAUGUUUAACAUACUGAGGCACAGCACGCACGUCUGCUGAAGGUCUAGGUCGCUCGUAUGUAUUAAAUGUCAGUCAAGCUGUCUUUAUCCUUUUAAAAUCUUUAAAGCCUGGCACAUUUUGAGUACUUGGAAACAUGUUCCCAAUAAUUACACGAUGUUGAUUCAAUGUCUUAAAGUGAAGGUCAUGUAUGUAUAAGAGUUCAGCUUAAUUAAGAAAGCGCAGUUCUAUGGAUCGUUUGGUCGUGAGUUCGAGCUUCGGGAGAGGUAUUUGUUCUUCAUGGCGAUUAUCUUAUAAGAUAUUUGCCUUAGAUUAUUUGUUCUCUAACUCUAAUUCACGUGUAGAAGUUAGUUUGCAGUUACUUGAGGGAAACGGGUUAGUACAGGUUCAGAAUCAAGGAACCCUGUUUUGCUUAACUGUCCGCCGUGAUAUAAUUGAAAUAUUCGUGAGAUUUUCUAAGAACUACUUUGAAAAAUUCAGAUUUUCUCACUACAAUAGUCACGCUUCCAAAUCCAAAUUUAAAAAUAGAAACAUAUACCCUUACAGAUGUUGAAAGUUUUUUUCACGCUCCUCUAAAUGGGAAACAAGAUUCCGCGGUGGUGCUCAAUAAUUAUUACCCAGCAAAAAAUGACUAAAUACAAAUGUUUAAUAUAUUUUAUUUAAUUAAAGAUUGGCACAAAAUUGUCAUGACUGGAUUAAGAUUACUAGUAAAUAUAUAGCUUAAUAAAUGCAGUUGAGUAAAAA
Messenger RNA from Mercenaria mercenaria, 6637 nucleotides. RefSeq lists its product as uncharacterized. The record is from RefSeq and is a predicted model, not a curated record. Lineage: Eukaryota; Metazoa; Mollusca; Bivalvia; Venerida; Veneridae. Gene Ontology annotation, molecular function: GTP binding; GTPase activity; protein binding. Gene Ontology annotation, biological process: signal transduction. The coding region runs from base 326 to 3274 and encodes 982 amino acids. The transcript has 8 exons.